Molecule: messenger RNA, 2336 nt
Organism: Aegilops tauschii subsp. strangulata
Lineage: Eukaryota; Viridiplantae; Streptophyta; Magnoliopsida; Poales; Poaceae
Source: RefSeq, a predicted model, not a curated record
AUGUCGACCGACGCCGACCGUGCCGCCGCUGAGAAGGCCGAGGCCGACAAGAAGGCCGCCGAGGAUGCCGCGGCUGCUAUCACCGCCACCGCCGCCGCGUGGCCGAUUGGAGGGACCACCAUAAAGGAAGAGGUGAACGACAAGGACCUCCCGACGGAGCCGCACACUACCACGCAUUCGCGGAAGGACCUGAAUAGGGUGAGAAUUGGAGCAACUGCUCCAGGAAGGACGCCUUGCCCUGGGCGGCCCAGUGCCGUUGGGAAAGCAAUAUGUGGAUUCGCUGAUAAACCGAGUGAAAAUAUAAUCGUGCCGGCCCUUGGUAGAAGCUUUGAUGCACUCGGCGAGGCCUAUGAUUUUUACAACCUCUUCUUGUGGGAGAAUGGGUAUGGAAUAAGGUACGGCAAGAGUAGACUAAAUGUGGAGAGGACAAAAUGCAUGCAGGAAAUUGUUUGUGGUUGUGCGGGAAAAGUUGGGGUUGAGAACGCUAGAUCGUGCCGAUGUGAAAGCCAUGCACUAAUAAGACUAUUCCGAUCAAAGGACAAUGGCUCGUACAUUGCUGAGCAUCGUGAGCAUCACAACCACUCGCUGUCUGCAACAUAUGGGCAGAUAAUACACUGGCCUUCUCACAAGCACAUUGACAUUUACAACAGAGAUUUGGUUGAGCAAUUGCGGCAGAACAAUGUGAACCUAGCCAAAUAUGAUUUGUCUUGUUGUGCAUAUCAAAACCGCGCUAUGGAGGUUGCCAUAAAGAAUGUGAUGCCUCGGAAAGCCCAUCGUUGGUGCAAGUGGCACGUGCUAAAAAAGGCAAAGGAAGCACUCGGUUCAUUGUACACCAAGAAGAGCGAGUUUAGGGCAAAUUUCCAGAAGCUAGUGAAUCACAUGCUUACAAUCGAUGAAUUCGAGGAAGCUUGGAAGAUCUUGGUUGAGAAAUACAAUCUGAAGACCCAUUCAUAGAUGACACAACUGCAUGAAAUAAGGCACAAGUGGGCGAAGCCAUAUUUUAAAGGGGUCUUCUAUCCUAAGAGCACACAGCGGAGUGAAAGUGCAUACCACAUGCUGAACUAUGUUCCAUCGGGUUGUCUGGUGCAUAUGUUUGUCAAGAAGUACAUGAGACUUCAGUUUGAUAGGGAAGUAGAGGAGAACUACGAGGAGAAGCGGGCGCGAAUAGGUAGACCGCUGUACAGAGACAAUCUAGAUAUCGAGCGACAUGCUGGUAAGAUAUACGCACGAACUAUGUUCGAGCAGUUUGGGCGUAUACUGUAUGAGUGCGACGCAUGCCAAGUGGAAGAACUUGAGAAGGGGAAACUUUAUCUUGCAAUUCAUAGAGAGGUUGCUAGGAGGGAAAAGUGGUGCAGGGUGUCAUAUAAGGUAACUGUACUUGCAGGAGGACAGGAAUUCGACUACGAGUGUGGGCAAUUUGCACACAUGGGAUUCCUAUGCAACCAUGUUUUGAAGUUGCUGGAUUUCAUUCGCAUAACAGAGAUACCAGAGAAACACAUUGUCAAGCGGUGGACCAAGGAUGCACGUGACAUACUACCAGCUCACCCGACUCAAUAUUAGAGAGAUAAUGUACAAAAGAAUCCAUUCAGCUUCAGGCAUUUUAACAUGUACAUGCAUGCCAUGGAGUUGCUGCGGAUGGGUGAUGCAAGUGUCGAAGCAUAUGAGAAAUUCAUGUCUCUCACUAAGAACUACAGAAUAGAGAUGCAACCUUUUGCUGAAGUUAGGGAUGGGCUAUGAUUGGAGGAUAGGAUAGCUGAGAAUGGAGAUGUCAUCAAUCAGCUGCCGGUGCAACCGAUAGUUGUUGCUGCAAGCGGAGAAGCAUGUAUUGGGACUUUGAAUGAUGAUGCUAAUUCAGCAAAUGAGAGUGGUAACAGGCUUGCUGGAUUGUUGGCACCAAAGAAGCGAAAAGAGAUGGGGCGCCCAACAACUAGCAGGGAGAAAGCACCAUACAAGGUUCUGCACUAUAUCUCCCCGGCGCUGGCACUAGCAGGGGCACAAGAGGACAACCUGUCCGGAUCGGGGUGAUAUCCCGAAGCCUGUCCGCAAACCUGCUAGGCGCAAAAAUUGUGGCAUUGCAGGUCACAGGAGAAACAACUGCAGCAGAGUGGGUGAUCUGCAAAUGAACGCCAUGUGAGCAGUGGCUCCCGAAAUUUUGUUUUUAUAUAGACUAUGAUUAUGUAGAACUAAAUGUGUGUGGCGGUUAUUCCGUUUGUAGAACUCUUGUUUCAUGCUUCCUGCGUGAACUGGCUUGCUCGUAGCAAAAUGGCGAGAUGCUUUGUUUGUGAACAAAACAGAAACUCAUCUCCAUGAAUGUUUGAACUGAUUUCAUGAUGGCA